Messenger RNA from Emericellopsis cladophorae, 1238 nucleotides. RefSeq names its product putative polyketide synthase. NCBI's taxonomy places the organism in Eukaryota, Fungi, Ascomycota, Sordariomycetes, Hypocreales, Bionectriaceae. The record is from RefSeq and is a predicted model, not a curated record. The transcript has 2 exons. The annotation marks the transcript as partial.
AUGAUUGUUGGUUUUGGGCGGGCUGCCAAGAAUGAAAACGAGGACCUGCGUGUGCUGUUUCUGGAUUUCCCAGACCUGUUCUGGGAGGGGCGUCUCUCUGCUGUGCUCCGACCGCUCUGCACCCGAGACAUGCUGCACAGCGCGGAGCCCGAGGUCGUUGUCGACGCGGCGGGCCGUCAGCUCGUCCCAAGGCUUCGCCAGAUGCCUGAGCCUAAUGCUCGCUAUAAUUCGGUCGAGCGGCCGACCAUCCAAGAGGUAGACGCGAACCAGACAGCUCUUGAACUCCACAGGGAGGAGAGCGGCAGCUACGUCCUCGUGCCGCCGAGACUUGAGCUCGAGACACAUAUCAAGGGAGGUAGUGGCCUGAUCGAGCUGAGGACCACGCACACCACCCUGGCUGCCACCAAGACCGUCAUAGGACAUCAGUUCGCUGCUCUGGGCGUCGACUCGGACCAGCAUGUGUACCUGACUUUCACAUCGACCCUCAGGUCGGCGAUGCAGGUGCCGCGCGCGCUGGCCGUCCGAUGCGACGACGUGAGCCUGCCUCCGGCGGCCCUGUUGGCCUUGGUCAUGGCCGUGUCCGCCGCCCAGUGUAUAGUCGGGCCGUUGCCAAGGGGCCAACGCUUCGCUGUCCACAGCCCGUCCGAGUAUGCUGCCGCCGUGCUCAGCGCGUAUGCCUCGAUCAAGGGUGCGAAGGUGACCUUCACCACAGACCUCGGGUCACCGUCGCAAGCGGCACCCGCAUCAGCGACCUCCUGGAUCCCCCUCGCCCCCUUCCUCGCCCCGUCCGACGUGCUCGACGUCCUCCCGCGCGCGCUGUCCUGCUUCGUCGACCUCAGCGUCGAGCAUUCUCCCAAUGCCUCGACCAUACUGUCAGCACUUCCUCUGGCCACUCGCGUCGAGACCACGGACAGGUUGUUCAUGAGCCCUUGUGCAGGCAGCUCCUCGGUCAGCGGCGCACUGUCGGCGGAGGAUUUGGCCGCCCUGGUGCAGGACCUACGCCAGGUUGCUGCAAUGAUCAAAAGUCAGCCAGCCGAGACUGUGACCUUGGAGGACGUAGUGCGUGGCACGUCACCCAAAGACCCAUUCACCGUCGUGGACUGGAGGGCUUUUUUGCCUGCCUCUCUUCCAAUGCGCGUCACCCGGUUGGAUCCGAGGUCGCUUCUCAAGCAGGACAAGACCUACUGGCUGUGCGGCAUGUCCGGCGGGCUGGGACUCAGUUUGUGCGACUGGCUCAU